This is a messenger RNA of Panicum virgatum (switchgrass), 1080 nucleotides long. RefSeq names its product short-chain dehydrogenase reductase 2a-like. The coding region runs from base 1 to 1080 and encodes 359 amino acids. Lineage: Eukaryota; Viridiplantae; Streptophyta; Magnoliopsida; Poales; Poaceae. The record is from RefSeq and is a predicted model, not a curated record. The transcript has 2 exons.
AUGGAGGAGCGCUCACGAGUAGAAGAUGAGAAUUGGGAUAGUGUUAUGGAAAGUCUAGAUCUGUUGUUUGCCAAGGUUGGUGCUGUUGAAAUUCAUCAGGAGAAGAUAGAGGCCAAGUUUGAUGUGUCAACAAAAUUGCUAGAACAGAUGCUGCUCGAUCAACAAACUUUGGCCAAGCAAAUGGAAGCCACUGGCAAUGCGGUUGCCCAGCUAACCCUCAAUCAGAUGAGAAAUCGUCAGGAACGACCACCAAGCCCACAAUCCAGUGACAGUAAUGAAGACAUUGGAUUCCAACAACGCCGUCAGUUGCUGCUUGCUAACAAGGUGGCUGUCAUCACGGGAGCCGCAAGCACAGUCGGCAAGGCGAUUGCCCAAAAAUUCUUCAACAACGGCGCCUCGGUCUUCCUAGCAGAUAAAGAGCUGGACAAGUGCAGAAGCUUCGCAGACGAACUCAAAAAGAACAAGGACCCUAAUGACAUGCAAGUGGCUGAAGCAAUGCCCUGCGACACAAGUGACUGGCUGAAGUUUAGGCAUGAGAUUGAAAACCUCAAGGACAAACACAGGCAUCUUGACAUCUUCUACAACAACACCGAGUUCAACCACAUUUCCGCUUUGUUGAGCGACAGCAAAGCCUUCGAGAACACCAUGGCGGCCAACUUCCAGUCGGUCCUGGACAGCAUCAAUCUCGCCAGCGCUGUGAUGAAGAGCCAGAACCAGAAGGGAGGCUGCAUCCUCCUGAGGAGCAGCACCAUGGGCUUGCUCGGCGACGUCGUGCCGUCGGCGUACAGCAUCUCCCAGGCCGCGGCCAUCGGCGUGAUCCGGGCCAAGGCGGCGGAGCUGGCGGUGCACGGCGUGCGGGUGAAUGCUAUCUCGCAGCACGCCAACGUUCACAAGCGCAUGCUCAAGUCGAUCUUCCCCCACGCCGAGGAUGACCACCUUGAACAUAUGAUCAAGAAAUACAUGAUGAGCAGGACGGCGGCCAACGACGACGUGGCCAACACGGCGGUGUACCUCGCGUCGGACUACGGUAAGAGCCUGACAGGGAACAACCUCAUCCUGAACGGCGAGUUCGCUCUUUAG